AUGACUAUCCGCGACGCGAUAACCUCUAGCUCCCAGCCAACUCAAGGCGACCCCAACAUCUCAUGGCCGAUCGAACGUCUCUCCAACCCCUCCGAUGAAUGGCAUCCUUUAUACCCCUCUGGCUCUGCUGACCACGACAGCAACCCUUCCUCUGAAAGCAGCGAUGAAUCAUCCGUGGACAGCUCCAUCUACCCCGAUGGAACGAAAUCGCUUUCUGGCAUCUCUCUACGCGCCUUUCUGCUCGGUAUAACCCUCAGCUUGGCUACUAGUCUCACUAUCCUUUUAAUGACUAUCUUUCCAACUCCAUUCUGGCGUGUCCCAUCCUUCAUCGCCACCCUGAGCCUCUUCCACUUCCUCGAGUUUUUCGUUACGGCCCGGUACAACACACACGCUGCGACAGUGAGCGCAUUCCUGCUAUCCUCAAAUGGAUGGGCCUACAAUGUCGCGCACGGCUCUGCCAUUGUAGAGUGUAUCGUAACAAACUGGCUGUGGCCCGAUUGGAGCAAUCAGACCACUCUCGGAAAGUUAUUGACGGUGAAAGAGCCGCUUUUCGGAUCUUCAAUCUCGCUGCCCCUCGUUGUAGGCUUGCUUAUAACGGCUGUCGGACAGGUGGUGCGUACUAUUGCCAUGGCACAGGCUGGAAGUAACUUCAAUCACCACGUGCAGUCUGAGCACCGGGCUGGCCAUGUACUUGUCACGAAAGGGUUGUAUCAUAUUUUGCGCCAUCCGAGCUACUUUGGAUUCUUUUGGUGGGGAAUCGGUACUCAGCUGGUUCUGGGUAAUGUUGUGUGCUUGGUCGCUUAUGCUGCUGUGUUGUGGAGAUUCUUCUCGACCCGAAUUAAGCGCGAGGAGGCGUUUUUGAUCCGCUUCUUUGGUGCUGAGUAUGUGCAGUACAGACAGGCUACCCCGGUCGGUAUUCCUGGCAUUCAUUGA
Molecule: messenger RNA, 933 nt
Organism: Penicillium taxi
Lineage: Eukaryota; Fungi; Ascomycota; Eurotiomycetes; Eurotiales; Aspergillaceae
Product: protein-S-isoprenylcysteine carboxyl O-methyltransferase
Exons: 1
Coding region: 1-933 (310 amino acids)
Biological process (GO): C-terminal protein methylation
Cellular component (GO): endoplasmic reticulum; membrane
Molecular function (GO): protein C-terminal S-isoprenylcysteine carboxyl O-methyltransferase activity
Source: RefSeq, a predicted model, not a curated record